AUGCAGCGCCCGGGACCCUUCAGCACCCUCUACGGGCGGGUCCUGGCCCCACUGCCCGGGCGGGCCGGAGGCGCGGCCUCAGGUGGAGGCGGCAACAGUUGGGCCACUCCGGGCUCACACGUGCACUUGCCUGGGCGCGCGCAAUCUAGCUCCUGCGGAGGUACGGGCAGCACGAACGUGGGUGACAGCCGCGUUUUAUCGGUUCCCUCCACAAUGUCCAAGGCCGAAGAGGCCAAAAAACUAGCGGGCCGCGCGGCGGUGGAGAAUCACGUGAAGGAUAACCAAGUGCUGGGGAUUGGAAGCGGUUCCACAAUUGUCCAUGCUGUGCAGCGAAUAGCCGAGAGAGUGAAACAAGAGAAUCUGAACCUCGUCUGCAUCCCCACUUCCUUCCAGGCCCGACAACUCAUCUUGCAAUAUGGCUUAACCCUUAGUGACUUGGAUCGACACCCAGAGAUUGACCUCGCCAUCGAUGGUGCUGAUGAAGUAGAUGCCGACCUCAAUCUCAUCAAGGGUGGUGGAGGCUGCCUGACCCAAGAGAAAAUUGUGGCUGGCUAUGCAAGUCGCUUCAUUGUAAUUGCUGAUUUCAGGAAGGAUUCAAAGAACCUUGGAGAUCAGUGGCAUAAGGGCAUCCCUAUUGAGGUCAUCCCAAUGGCCUAUGUCCCUGUGAGCCGCGCUGUGGCCCAGAAGUUUGGGGGUGUGGUUGAACUACGAAUGGCCGUCAACAAGGCUGGUCCUGUGGUGACGGAUAAUGGGAACUUCAUUCUGGACUGGAAGUUUGACCAGGUGCACAAAUGGAGUGAAGUGAACACCACAAUCAAAAUGAUCCCAGGUGUGGUGGACACUGGCUUGUUCAUCAACAUGGCCGAGAGGGUCUACUUUGGGAUGCAGGACGGCUCGGUGAGCAUGAGGGAGAAGCCUUUCUGCUGA
This is a messenger RNA of Chrysochloris asiatica (Cape golden mole), 927 nucleotides long. RefSeq names its product ribose 5-phosphate isomerase A (gene RPIA). The coding region runs from base 1 to 927 and encodes 308 amino acids. The record is from RefSeq and is a predicted model, not a curated record. Gene Ontology annotation, cellular component: intracellular membrane-bounded organelle. Lineage: Eukaryota; Metazoa; Chordata; Mammalia; Afrosoricida; Chrysochloridae. The transcript is spliced from 9 exons. Gene Ontology annotation, molecular function: ribose-5-phosphate isomerase activity. Gene Ontology annotation, biological process: D-ribose metabolic process; pentose-phosphate shunt, non-oxidative branch.